Durusdinium trenchii is the source of this 4416-nucleotide messenger RNA. The record is from the annotation of a GenBank genome assembly. NCBI's taxonomy places the organism in Eukaryota, Dinophyceae, Suessiales, Symbiodiniaceae.
AUGGAUCCGUACAAAGUUCUCGGAGUCCCAGCAAGCCAGGUCAAGCAUCCAAGUGACUUGGACAAAGUGCGUCAAAGAGCCAAAAAGCUGUACAAAAGGUAUGCAUCAGAAAAAAACAAGUUCCAAGCCAAGAAGGUAAUGGAGGCUUUUGAAAUGGUAAAAGGCAAUAUGAAGAAGAUAGGAGAAGGAGCCUACAAGCUCCUAGGAAGAGGUCGCAAGGAAAGGGAGUUGGACAAACACUUCAACCACCAGACCAAAGAAAUCAAGAAAGACAGACGUGUCAAGAAGACACUGAAGCAGGCCAGGAAAGGAGAGAAGCGCUUUCACUUGCCUGGUGACAAGGAGAGGAUCCCAACCUUUCGACGAAGCAAAAAAAGGCGCAGGCGGCAGAUGCAGAAGAUCAAAAAGCCCAACGUGGAUGUUUUGCAAGGUCUUCAACGUUUAGCUGCGGUAUUGCCACAAAGGACCAAGUUUCCAAAGGUGGUGAAGCUGCUUUACAGGUGGACGAAGGAGUACAUGAAUGUCGACAACCGUGAGUACAUUUUUCGGGUGCUCAACGAUCUCACAAAGCUGCCGUUCCUUGCAGAGGACAAAGAAGGCCGGCAAGAUGUUAUUUGUGUUUUUGAGUACGUCCUCACGUACAACUCAGAGUGGUUCCAGAAGGACGACAAGCAUCGGAUGCUUGGGCGCGCCUGGCAUAUGGCCACAGUCCUUUUCUGUCAGUGUUUUACUGAUGACGCUUUCACCCUGUCGAGUACAAUAUCCAAGCUUACAGAGGCCUUUGGUCUCAUUGAGCAGCACAAGACAGAUAUCGACUCCUACCUCGAAGAGAAGCAAAGAAGAGCUGCCAAGCACGAAGCCAAAGUUGAGGCUGCGAAGCUAGAGGCCAAGUUGGAGUCGAAGGAAGAAAUAUUAGAUGCAAAGUUGGAAGAGAAGGAGGAAUUGAAGGCCAAUGGCAAAAAGGCGAAGCUGGCCGAGCCAGUGGAACCCAGUGCGUCUAAUGGCCAUGUAGAACCAAAGCAAGAGAGCGAUGUCGAGGACUAUUUUGGAGGUGGCUGUGAUGAAGAUGAGGACGAUGACGAGCUCUCGGAAGAAGAAGAAUGCAGCGAUGAUGAUCUCGUGUCAGAUGAGGAGAAGAAGGACAAGACCAAGGCCCGAUGCAUCGACCUAGAUAGCGAUGCUGAAGGUGGCGAGAUAAGCUCUGACGAAGAGGAGGAGUCGGUUGAAAUUGAAAGCAGCAGCGACCCUGAGGAUCUUGAGAUGGAGACCUUUGUAUUUCCAGUUCCAAACAUGGAGGAAAGCAUCAUGAGCAUGCGACAGGACUUUGUCCAUCGAUGUCUCUUUGCUUUGUUCCAAAACAGAGGUCCUCUCUGGGCCCGCACAAAGGUGGACAAUUUCUUCCAGGAAAUCUUCUAUCGACGUGCCUGCCUCGACAAGGAGCAGCAAACACAGGUUGAAGCUUGGCAAUCUCGUAUCAAAGUCCUCCAGAAAGAGAGUGAACACAAAGUUGGUGAGAACAAUGAUAUCUUGGUGGCGAACCGGCCGGUGGUGGACAGCCGUGAGAUGAGGCAAGUGGUCGAUGCUGACUCAAAUACUUGGUCCGCCAAGCAGACCUUCGACUCCAGAGAGAAGAGCGGCGCUCGUCACGUCAUGGACCUAUUGGGCUUGAAACUUGAAGAAGUCAAAUUCAAGUUAUCAGAUGAGAGAGCCUUGCUGCGGAAUACUGGGCAUGGCCCACGGCGCUGGUCAGUCUUCUGGAGCAAGACUGCGAUGGAGACAGCCAAGGUGCUACUACGAGAGUUCAAGACACAGGGUCAACUGUACAGUGCAUUUGCAGGCAGCUUGGGACUCUUCUUUGGUGCAGUGGAUGGCCCCACGUUGAAGCCUAUGGAGAGAACAGUGAAGCCUACGGAGCCGGUUCCGGGGGUGAAGGGAGUUCCGGAGCCACGUGAAUUGGGCUUUUGGCGUCGCUUUCUCCUCACAAGCCCUGGUGUGGUGUUGGCUUUCCGAUUGGGAUUGAAGGCCAAAGACCUUAAGGCCUCCUCAUCAUCCAUUGCCCUCGCCGUGGACCAUUUGCUUUGUGCCAUCGGCACUACAUUGCUUCAGCUCAAGCAGACACAGGUCUCCGUGAGCCCCACACUGGCUGACAAAGCUCGUGACCUGAGAGAUGGUGACGAAGGCAUUGUACGGGACUUCCAGGAGUUGGCAGUUGGCAAGAAGGCUGUGGUGGCAACAAGGCUUGUCAGACAAGCUGAGAAACAGUUGGGAGACUCUGCAUGGGUGUCCAUCCUAAGCGACUUGACACACAGCUUGCCAGAAAUGUCACCUCAAUCCCUGUCCUCUACAUGCCAAGCUGUGGCCAAGCUGGGCUUUGGCCGCAGAGCAAACCAAGAGAUGAGGACAGCGAAGACCCGAUUGUUCGAGCAGCUCGCAGCCUUGGUGCAGGAACGUGCAAGAGAGAUGGGCCCACAGGAGAUCGCUCGAUCUGUAUCUGGCCUUGCCAUCUCCAAGGAAGUGGCUGCAUCUCAUCCUGUGUUUUCUGCGUUGGGCGAGGCAGCUACAUCUCGCUUGGAUGACUUCCAGGCUCCUGCAGCUGCUCAGCUUGUGAACGGCUUGUCCAAGCUUCGCCUGGGCGGAGGCAGCUCCGGCGUGCUUGCCCAGUUUGCAGGUGUCUUGAAAGAUUGGCUGAGUGAGCUCUACCCCAAGGAGUUGGCCUUGGUGGCAAAUGCUUAUGCGCGCUGCAGUGUGCCGGCAUCAGUUUGUGACAGCUUGUUUGAAGAGCUGGCCACUUUGGUGGUGAAAUGUAUGGAUGACCUUGUGUCUCAGGACGUUGCUAAUUUAGCGAAUGCCUUUGCCAAGCUGGAUGCUCCAGGUGGGCAAGCAGGGCAAGAGUUGCUGCUGCAACUGGCAAGACAUGCAAAACUGCCUGAAAUGGAUCCUCCACACAUUGCCGCCAUGGCAUGGGCCUAUGCACGCUUGAAACAUCCAGAGGCUCCUAAACUGCUAUGGGCCAUCGCGGAGCAGUUGUCCUCCUCCAAAGGCUUUCACUGUUUCUCCACACAAGAAAUCGUCAACCUUCUAAGUGCCUUUGCCAAAACUCGUGUCAGACAUCAACUUUUGCUUGAACAUGUUGUAACCUAUUUGAAAGAGAAUCCGCAGGUUGUUGCUCAGAUGGUGCCAUUGGAUAUCCUCUACACGGCUUCUUCCCUGGCAAGGAUGCAGAUCUUUGACGAGACUGUUUACAACCUGCUUGCUCAAAAUAUUCGACGAACUUGGAAAAUCAGUGCAAAGCAGGGCAUCUAUUUCUUGCAGUCCUUGAUGCAGGCACAGUGUCUUGACAAAGACUUGGCCAACGGUCUGGUCCCAAUCCUUCAACAAGCUCUCCAGCGAGGUCAAAAAGACCCGAGCACAUCUGAUUGGGUUGUCGCUUUGGGUGUGUUGACAUCGAUACCCGAGAACUCCAAAGAGAUUGACCAUUUGUGUGAAGAGAUUGUUGGCCACUGCGCAGAUCAUGUGAUGCAAGGCCGUCCUUUGUCCGGGCUGGAUAUGUCGUAUUUACUGCGGGCCCUGUCCCGAAAAAGGUUUGAUAAGACAGCCGAACUUACACCGCUCUUGCUUUGGCGCCUUAUUGAGAAUCAUGGCAGUUUUGCUAUCUCAGAGUUUGUUUCCGCGGUGAACUUCGCAGUGACCAUGUAUGUUGAAGAUGCUGUUGCCUUUGGUGUGACGGACAGCAUUUACAGCUCUGUCUUGAACUUGCUGAUACAAGAAUUGACUUCGGGCAAGAGGAUGAUCGGCCUCACGCAUCAUGAGCUCUUGACGGUUGCUAGCACUCUGAGCAAAGUAGCUGAUCAAGAGUACUCAGAGCCAGCAUGGUCAGCAAUGAUGCGUGAAACAUCAAGAAUUCUGAUGGAAGAUUUGGAGGCAGCAGUCAGCUCAGAUGCAUCUUUGACUCACGCGAUUGUGGUCGUGCUGAAUUGCUGUGCCCGAGCGCAUGCUCGAGAGGCGCUGCUCCUGGGGCCCAUCUACGAAUGGCUUGCGUCCAAUCGAAUAAACCAUCUCAGAGGCGAUUUGUCACGCCAAGGAAUCUUGGCAAUCUCACUGGCCAAACUCGGAGCUGCUGGGCAAUUGGAAGUUCGAGAUUUGGCAAUGACUCAGAGGCAGUACUUCGCCGCCUGGUCACAACUUCUUGAAGGGGCAAGCAGAACAGCACCGCUUGAGGAUCGCGGACCCUUGGUGUUGGGCCUGGCACAUACAUUGCAUGGUUUGACACUCUGGAGCACUCCUCGUCAACGGGCGCUCUUUCGCGAAGCCACGAUUCAACAGAUUCGCUUGGCAGCGUUGGAAACCAAAGACACCAAGAUUGACACUCCCGGGAUUCUGGCCAACAUGCUCCUUGGAACUUGGCAUAGUUCUUAG